This is a messenger RNA of Arabis nemorensis, 1410 nucleotides long. The record is from the annotation of a GenBank genome assembly. NCBI's taxonomy places the organism in Eukaryota, Viridiplantae, Streptophyta, Magnoliopsida, Brassicales, Brassicaceae.
AUGGAAGUUAUCGACAAAUGGGUUGCUGAAUUUUUCAUCCGUCGACAACAAAAUCCUAGGGUUUCUCCUACUAACCUGCUUUCGGCGAUGAAAUUUGGAGAUUCCCCUGACUGCAUAAAGCUCAAGAUAUCUUCCGUUUUGCGGGAUAUCUCCAAUUCAUUGAUCAAAGGUACACUCGACGAGGGAACGCUUGAUCUACUCGAGAUUCUUGAGAAACUUAUGUUGCAGCAACAUUCGGUACUCACGGAGUCUCACAAGUCUGCUUAUUGCUGGACGGCUGUAGAGUGCACGGUUAGAUUCAUGUGGCCAUUGUCUGCUUCUGAUGGCUUCUUCAACGACGCUCUUAAGAGGAUAUGGACUAAGCGAAUUUGGAUUUUGAAGGAGAGUGGGAGUGGUUUGGUGACCUAUGACUUGUUGAAGUGGGAGGCUGAUCUGGAGGUGUCCCUUGAAGAUCCUGAGCUCUAUCAGAGGAUUCGUGAGACUAAUGUUAGGUACACUGCUAUUUCUUUUCUCAAUCAGCUUCUCAAAGAGCAGUGGGAACUACUUGGGAGUUCCGCUCUUGAAUUAGUAGCCCAAAGGACCUUCCUUAAGCGCAAUGCUCAGAAUGUAGACAACAGAGGAGAUCCAAAUCCUGUUGAUGAAAGCAUGAGGCGUUUAAAGAGUGACAACAUUAAGGAGGGUGGAACCAGUCAGGAGGAGGAAGGGAAUGAGAACAAUAGAGGGAAUGCUAGUGACGUUGAAGGAGUGGGAUGUUUGGAGAGUGACAACAUUAAGGAGCGUGGAACCAGUGAGGAGGAGGAAGGGAAUGAGAACAAUAGAGAGAAUGCUAAUGAUGUUGAAGGAGUGGGAUGUUUGGAGAGUGAUGGGUUUGAUAAGGUUGAUGCAGCAGACGAGGAGGAGACAAUUGGUGGACCUGAGCCAAGUCUUGAUAAGGGGGACAAAACGGCUGCUCGAGAGCUGAAGGAGUUGUUGUUGGAGAUUCAAGGACAUAUCGAGCCUCCCACUAGGCAAGAGGAGCAGGAACCUAACAAUGGAAUCGACCACUCCGUAGAUGUCACUCCUCAGCCUGCUAUGAGUAAUAGGACUAGAACAGGCGGUCAAGACCGUAAUGAAACACCGGAUAAUGCAAAUGAGAUUGAGAAAGGUUCGAAUAGUCAGGGAACAUGGUCUGGCAGAGUUCGGCCUCGUCUACCAACCCCUGUACCUCUAAAUGUAUCUCCAUUGAAGAAGGAAAAUUCCAAUGUCAGAAGGCCAAAGAAAUUCUGGACGCCUGAAGAAGUGGAAGCUCUGAGGGAAGGAGUAAAAGAGUAUGGCAAAUCAUGGAAAGAUAUAAAGAAUGCAAACCCUGCAGUAUUCGCGGAGAGGACAGAGGUGGAUUUGAAGGACAAAUGGAGGAACUUAGUUCGGUAG